AUGGAAAGGCCACAUCUUCCCGAUAUCGACGAGCCCUCUGCCAAUGCAAACACGUUGUUUUCAUGGCUGGAACAACAGCCUGAAGCACAGUUCCAAGAACUGGCAGAAGCUCUGUUUGUACAACUCCUGGCGAACGCGGCCAAAUCUCGCGUCUCGUCCGUCAAUGCUUGUGCCAAGCUAUGCGGCUUUGUCCAGCAUUGUGCAACACGGGCACCGGAUGCCGUCACAGAAUGGGCGUUCAGGUCCGCUACGGCGCUGCGGCUGUUCCACUUCUACAUUGAAUGGAACGAGAAGGACCAGCACCGCUCGCUUAAGCUCGUACUUGAUUUGGUUGCUCUGCUGAUCCUGCAGAACCCAGACGAAGCAACACGGACGGCUCUUCGAAACGAAAUCCUGCAGACGCUCGUGACCAUUGUCAGCCGCAAGUCGACCCGGCCACUCGUCAAGUCGUCGAUCGGAUCGCUGCAUUACCUGCUGGGAAAGGGCGUGUAUGAUUACGAAGAGGUGGCGAGGGCGUACGGCCGCGAAGUUGGUGAUGAUGACGACAUUCCCACGGAGCCGAGCCUUGACACCUGGCGGCGGCUUGUUGCGGACAUGUUCGCGUGGAUGACGCUGCACUAUGUUUGUCCUGUGGCCGGCAAGUUUCUUGUGGCCGUCUUUGCGUACCUGCAGACAACAGCAACUUUUCAAGAGGACGGCGGCAGCGCACUGUUCCCCGAAUUUUCCGUCGAGAUGUGGCUGCAAUGGUUACGCAACAGCUUGGAAGUGCAUCCCACCAUUUUGGAGGAUGUCAAGCUGUACUUUUUCAUUCCAUUUUUCAAGACCGACCGCACACGGUCACUACAGCUUCUCGAGAUUCUUAACAAAAACGAGGUGUCCACUGCAACCGAGAAGGAGAACAAUGACACGGUCGGUGCGGUCCUUCAGCUUGCCGCUCUUGAAGUCGGCAAAAAGGCGGGCCUCGUCGAUGACCCGGGCUUGAACUUGACGGGAAAGGUUGCCAAAGGCGGUGUCAUUGUGCUCAACGAGUCGGUCCUGGACGGUGUGCUGGCACGAGCUCCGACGGACGUGCGCUCGCUGGCACUCUCUCUGCUCGUCUCGUCUCAGUCCACGACGAAACCCUACUCCUCCACAGCAUUCGACCUGCUGCAACGGUAUCUGCCAACAUACCACGCCGAGUCGGACGCAAAGUUCCGGUAUGAGCUGCUGGCACACACGCGUGACAUGGCUUUGCGGUUAAAGAGUGCCAUCGCCACGAUGCAGCGUUGGGGACGUGGUGGUAAGGGCGACCCGAGCGGCCAAAGCAAGUCGAGCCUCAAGAAGAUGGAGGCAGUCAAGAUCGAUGAUGCCACUAUCCAGAAGACUCUCACCGAGCACGAGGCCUUCUUGACAUGGUACCUGACGUUUCUCCGUGCCGAGAUGGCUCCGACAGCAUCCUACCAGCGCCACUUUACAUCACUCAAGGCUACAUCAUGGCUACUGCGGCAACGGCGAGACGUGUCGGGUGGUGUGUCGGAUACACUAGACAUGGCACUGGUGCGGCGACUGUUUGACGACAAUGCGUGGGUGCGAUGUGUCCUAGACUUGAUUAUGGAUCCCUUUGACGAUGUGCGCGACGUGGCCACGUCUCUGCUUGUGUUGGCACCGCCAGAACUUGUGGCCGCCGAGAGGGGCUCUCUUCGGGACGUUCUUGCCAACUUCAGCCGGCGCGCUGAUCACCGUGCAUCCCAAACUGCACGUCAGGAUCACGCUGAUGGCGCUGCGCGCUGCCAGGGCCUGAUGUGCAGCUGGGCUUUUAACGACCUGGAGGCGCAAAAGGCCAUCCUGUCUCAAGUACUUGACGUCCUGGAGACCAAGAUUGAGCGGGCUGAGACGGACCUGGCCUCUGCUGCCAUCCGGGGAUCUGUACACGGCGAGUUUGCAUCAAUCAGGUUCAUCUGGGCCGUCUUGGCCAAGGCCAAGUACUCGGAUGCUGACUUGGCGACGCUCGUUGAGGUCCAGGCGCGGAUUGUGAAGAGCUGUGAGCGCGUGUGGCAUGUCGUGAAGCACGUCCUGUGCGACGACUCACCCGAGGGACACAUCCCCGACGACUUGGAAGACCAAGGUAUUUCCAAUCUCGACUCCAAGGACCUGUUGAGUUUUAGCUUCCGGUCCAUCAACGAGUCAAGCAACACGAUGCGGGCCAUUGUGUCACACAUCCGCUUCAGUCGUGUCAAGGGAACGCUGACGCCGAGCCGGGCCGUGUUUGAACGCAUUGGUAACCUGGCCUUUGAGCAGCUGUCGACACUGCGUCACCGGGGUGCGCUGACAACGGUCGCGCAGACUUUCACCAUGUGCUGUCAGUUGGCACAAGACCCAUCCGUGACAGUGCCCGGUACAGCAGAAGACGCCACCUUAGUGGCGACAUGGUACAAGGUGGGUGGCCUCGCCUGCUUAAACACACAUGACAGUUUUAAAAGUAUAUUGCUAACAUUUCAGGGCACGCUCAAUUGCAUUCGAACUCAAGUCUCGACGACGCGGCGAUCCGCCGGCAUUCCCGCCCUCUUCUCGGGCAUUUUGGCCUCAUCGAGCACGUCGCAGCCGGCUUUUUUCGACGCCGCCAUCCGUACGGCAUGCAGCAUUGCCCAACAGCCGGCCAACUCUGCCGAGCGCGCGGCCGACGGCUCGCGACUGCCACAGGUGCACGCCUUCAACUGCCUCCGCGAUGUGUUCCGCAGUUCUCUUCUUAGCAAACGUGCGGAGCGAUUGCUGCCUGAGUGUCUUCAAUUAGCGGCCAACAGUUUGCGGUCGGACGUGUGGGCGAUCCGCAACUGCGGCCUGUUACUGCUGCGUAGUUUGAUUGACUGUUUGUUUGGCACAGGCGAAUCCAAGGCGUCGCUUGAGUCCGGCUGGGACGGCCGGACGAUCCGCAUUUCCUAUAAUAGGUACCCGACGUUACCUGGAGUCCUUUUGAGUCUACUUCGGACAGACAAGGCUUUGUCAGAUGAGGCAGUGUCGUCCAGCAGUGGCCAUCUGCAGAUCGAGUCGCAACAGGCGGCUGCCGAGUCUGUAUUCCCGGCCCUGGAUAUCAUCCGCCGUGCAGGGCCGCCCGAAACACACCGCGCCGAACUGUACGAGGCGGUUGUUCAUUACCUGGGUAGCCACUUGUGGCAUGUCCGUGAGAUGGCAGCUCGUACUGUGUGCUCGUUCCUGGUAAACAACGACAAUUGGGCUGCUGGUGUCCAACAACUUCUCCUCGACAAAUCGGCCAUGACCUCUGUCAACCGCUGGCAUGGCUCGCUCCUCGCAGUGCGAUUUAUUUUGGUUCGGGUGGCUGGCAUCUCUGGUGCUUCCGUCACGAGCAGCCUGCGGCCACUUUUGUCGGUUCUUGAUACUCUCGCAGCCGCGAACGGUCGGUUUACGACAUGUCCGGAGGUGAGAGCGGCCUAUCUCGAAGCACGCAAUACAAUUGCCAGUCUUGCUCUACAGUUCAAUGUCAGCGUUGGUGAAGCCAUCUCCAAAACGGUCGCCGCGCCCGCGGACAAUGUAGCGGUCCCGUCGGCACUUCUCAAAGCACAGACCAUUCUCCAAGUCAACUACACUGCUGUGGAGCUUGACGACCGUCACAUGCUUGAGAACCUCGUUGCGAGCGUCGCUGUCUCAGAUCCCGACAAUGCCACACGUCUGCUCGAGACCGUGCAGGCGUCUUGGUUCGGCGCUGCCAAGCAAACCCCGGACACUGCAUCAUGGCUAACAACGGUGUAUGUCAGUGUUUCUCUUGAGGUUGCUGCGGCGGCCGAAGUGCGAGCAGUUGCCCUCCUCAACCUGGCUGAGGUUAUGGACUACCUUUUGUUUGGCGACGGUCGUGGCAACGACAACCUGCUUCCCGCCAUCGACAGCCUUGUAUAUGUGUGGUCGGCCACCAGCCAAGGUGCCAUCAACCCCACUCUGUCGUGGGCCGUGCUGCGGGCCAGCGGACCCAUCCUUGCAGCGUCCGUCCGAGCGAAAGACAGACCCAGCACCAGCCUCCUCUCCGUCUCCGCUUGGGUGGCCAUGAUCAAGGCCGCGAUUGAUCCUGCGCAGACGUUUGACACUCGUAUGGCGGCGACUGAGGCACUGCGGUCGUUUGCACUUGCCACGGCUGCUCCGUUUGCCGCGGUGGCCAACGACAAUGACUUGCUGCUGUUCGUGUCUUGCGUCUACGACACUCUCAAUGACGAUGACGACGAAAUCCGCGACGUGGCGGCCGAGGCGGCGGGUGCGGUCCUGGAAACACCGCUUAUUCCGGGUGAGGCAGCACGGCGGUUGCCAAUGUGGCUGGCCAGCCGGUUUGGCGCAUCCGUUGGUUUUGUCAAACAGGCUGCGGCGCGGAUGGAGGGCCACAGUAGUACAUUCGAAGUCACAUUGUGGCCAUCUGCAGCAACUUUGUUGGAAGAGGCGCUCGAGUUUGAUGACGCCCUUUUCCUUGUCGAGGAGCACAAUCUAUACGUGGACGAGGUGCGGGAGGCGAAGCGUUGGGCUUCUGUCAUUGCCGGCAACACCGAGGGGGACGGCAUUGGCAGUCUAACUGGGUGGUUGGCCAACGGUCUGGAGGCUCUUGUCUCUCAUGUGCGAGGUCCCGAUGGCGACGAUGGUCCGCUGGGCUGGACGGCCGCGCCGGGCGUGUUUGCGGUGUGUGCUCGGUUGAUCUUGGGCACCCGGGCUGUCCUUGCACAUCAAAUCGAGGCCACAGACACCAAUCUGCAACGCCUGUCGACUCUUUUGACGACUUUCCAAGAGGCGGGUGAGAAGGCCCACGUUCAUGGCCUGCUCUUGGCCAUGGCCAAGGAAAAGGUGGCGAUGUGA
Sporothrix schenckii 1099-18 is the source of this 4824-nucleotide messenger RNA. RefSeq names its product tRNA methylation protein TRM732. Bases 1 to 4824 code for a protein of 1607 amino acids. The transcript is spliced from 2 exons. Lineage: Eukaryota; Fungi; Ascomycota; Sordariomycetes; Ophiostomatales; Ophiostomataceae. The record is from RefSeq and is a predicted model, not a curated record. Gene Ontology annotation, biological process: tRNA methylation. Gene Ontology annotation, cellular component: cytosol.